Messenger RNA from Scophthalmus maximus (turbot), 4677 nucleotides. RefSeq names its product inactive phospholipase D5-like. The transcript has 10 exons. Gene Ontology annotation, molecular function: catalytic activity. The coding region runs from base 263 to 1918 and encodes 551 amino acids. NCBI's taxonomy places the organism in Eukaryota, Metazoa, Chordata, Actinopteri, Pleuronectiformes, Scophthalmidae. The record is from RefSeq and is a predicted model, not a curated record.
GAAAGUGAGACCGAUGAGAAAGGAGAAAAGGAGGGCGGACAAGAAACAUAGAUAGAUGAUAGAUAGAUAUAUAGGAUUCAGUAGGAUUUGCUGUUACAUGAAAGAGUUUUCAUUCAUGUAACAGCAGGAGAGGCUAGGUGGAGCAGCACGUUCCCUCGCCAACACACACACUCACUGCUCAUAGCUAUAGCCACGCCUCUUUUUAUUUUACUCUCAUCACACACCCAGAAAAACAUGUGGACUAGCAACUGAGGAAUUCGCCAUGAAGUCUCAGCAGAAGUGCAUUAUGAUCUUUGCUUUGGUGUGCUGCUUCGCCGUACUGGUGGCAUUGAUUUUCUCAGCUGUGGACAUUUGGGGCGAAGAUGAAGACGGGAUCACAGAGGAGAACUGUAGCAGGAACUGCAGAGUAGUGCUUGUUGAGAACAUUCCAGAAGACAUCUCCUUUGACAAUGGUACAGCACACCUCCCUCUCUCAGCGGGACUGUCCCACUUACUGGACCAAGCUAUCAGGGUCGUAGAGAUAGUUUCCCCGCUGUGGCUCCUCAAUUCCUCCGAUCAUGAAUCCAGCUUCCAACCUGCUGCCAGAAAGGGCAGGGCUCUGCUGUCCAGGCUGCAGGGGCUGAAAGCAAAAGGAAUCCAGCUGAAGAUCUCCAGCGGGUUGAUUGACUCAACCGAGCUCAGGACACUUGCCAGACACAAUGCUGAGGUCCAAUAUAUGAACAUGACAGCACUGACUACAGGUCACCUUCUCUCCUCCUUCUGGGUGGUCGACAGGAGCCAUUUCUACAUCGGCAGUGCAAGCAUGGACUGGAGAUCCCUGGCCACAAGAAAGGAGCUGGGUGUGUUGGUGUACAACUGCAGCUGUCUGGCUUUGGACCUCCACAGAUUGUUCAGUCUCUACUGGGGACUUGAAUAUAAAGACUUCAUCCCCUCCUUCUGGUCAAAGCGUCUCUUUGCUCUCUUCAACAAGAACACACCUCUUGAACUCACUCUCAACAGCACCAAGGCUCAGGCCUUCAUCUCUAGCUCCCCAGAUGCUUUCAUCCCCAAAGAUCGUAGCAGUGAUCUGGAAGCCAUUUCCAUGGUCAUCCAAGAAGCCCGUCAUUUCAUAUAUAUAUCCAUCAUCGAUUACCUGCCUCUCCUUAGCAGCAACGCUCACAAGUAUUGGUCUCGUAUCGAUGGCCUUAUCCGGGAGGCUCUGAUCCUGAGGAAGGUGCGGGUACGUCUGCUGACAAGUUGCUGGGAAAAGACUCAUCCACUUACUUUCAACUUUAUCUGGUCCCUGAGGAGUCUAUGUAUGGAGCAGGCAAACUGCUCUCUGGAAGCUAAGUUCUUCAACCCCAGAGUGCAGAGGGAUGGCAGUCUCCAGGGAAUAAACCAUAAUAGGUUUAUGGUGACAGACAGAGCAAUUUAUCUUGGUAACCUUGACUGGGUGGGAAAUGAGUUUAACUUUAAUGCAGGAGCAGGCCUGGUAAUCAGCCAUCCAGAAGGUAUCGAGAAGAGGAAAUCCACAGUGGUGGAGCAGCUGCGGGCUGCAUUUGACAGGGACUGGUUUUCACGUUACGCCCUGCAAGCCAAUAAGAUCACUGUUUGCAACAAGCACCAUACCAGGCAGAUGCCAAUAAAAGCCAGCCACAUAGACAAAGGACCAAUGCCUAUGAGAACAGGCCAUGAUAGCAGACAUGCACGAAUGAGAAACAGUCACAACAUUGGGCUUAACAAAAUGAGUCACCAAAGCUUUGCCGAUGAACUGGUGCCAAUUCUAAACCGUUACGAAGAGAGGGGACAAGCCAAAAUGAGUCACUUUGAUAACAGACAGGUACAAAACAAAGGUAAUUACUAUGACAAUCCAACUGAUCUGCCCAGUCAGUCAGUUGAGAGCAGUGGCAGCAGAGAGAUCUCAAAUGGAUCAAUGUGAUUGCACAAAAUGAUGGAUUUCUUUUCACUGAAUGUGAUGUUUGAAGAACUGCUCUUUUCCAGUGACAAUGGAUUUAUCACUGAAUAUUUGUAGCAUUUCAUUAUUUUAAUUUUAUAGGAAACAACACAUUUGAAGAUUAAAAAUAAUAUCUUGACUUGAUAAAGUACAUGGAGGAAAUCAAGAAGGAGAGCAGAUGCUCCUUCUGCAGUCUCGCACUUGAUUCUUAAAGAAAGAAACCAAAACAUUUGGUUAAGAAAUUAUUCUAAUGUUAUCUGACUGAAUUAAACCAAUGUUGACAAACAACCUCAUGUAGCCCUGCUAACUGGACACAAAAAGACAAACAUAAUUCUCUGUUAAGACAUACUGAACUGUUUAGCAUUUACACUUAUUUACUGAUAUCUAGGAUUUCCACUGAAAUGCAGAUAUUAGUAAUUUCACUCUCACUGCUAAAAUUCAUAAACAUUGCCAUUUAUAAUGGAAACAAUGUCAUUAAUUUUGACAAUUACCCACAUUUGAGAAAAUGGAGCUCUAAAGGGAUUGAUCAAUUUAUGUCCACCAUGUUUUAAAGGUUUGGUGUGUGGAAAUUAGAGGUCCACAGUGGGGGGGUAGCAGAUUACUACCAAAUGAAUAACUCUUACCUGACCCUCCCCUACCAAGCAUGUUGGACAGCCACUGGUGGCCUUCAGUUAACAUAAAAAGAGGCCCCUUCUAGUGCCAGUGUUUUACUGUGUAAGGAAGGACUCUGUGGGAAAGAAGACCUGUUCCUAAAUAUAAAGGUCUCAUUCUAAACUGACAUCGAAACAAGAAUGUUCAUUACAAGAAGGUGAAAAUUAUAAUGUUUUAUUUCCUAGAGGUCAUGAUUGAAUUAGAUGAUAAAACUGUGUUUAAUACAUGACACCACAUGUCCAAUGUCCAUUGAAAAACUACAGCCUUCAUAACAAUAUUUUUUCCCUGGAGGAAGUGGGUCUAUUUAUCUGAAAAUGUCCAUAGAGAUAAUCAUGACUGGUUCUAUGUACAAAUCCAAGGAUAAACUAAAUGGAUAUGUACAGUAUAAUAUCCUCACAAAUGCAAUGUUGUGACUUAUUAAGCAAAUACUAAAUACUUCCUCAAACGGCUCCCGUUUAAGGAAGGGGACAGAGGGUCUCUGCUUUUAGCCAAAUCAUUAUAAUGAAUUUUUGACAGAGCUUGACAGUUGCUGCAGUUUAACCUCAAGGACACAGUGGCCUGAAAUGCCAUCCCUGUGGCUGAGUAUAUAAUACCUUUAACAUGUGGGGUCAGAGCUUUUAGUGUAUCAGUAGUUAAGAACAAGUCGUUUACGCUUUAUUGAAAACUUGUAGCAACUUUCAUUUGCAUUUUUGAAUGACUGCAUGUCAGUUUUAAGACGUUUACACACUCUUUCCUACGAGUGCAAAUUUUUUCAAAGUAUUUCUAAUUUCCAAUGCCAUUGAUCAAGGGAACAGGGCAUUGAGUGUACAUAUUGAGUGUUUAUCCUAAAAUUAACAAUUGAUGUGUCAAUGACUAUUGAAUUAUAAAUUAACAAUAUAUUAACAUAUAUUCUGUUUUUAUUCUGGUUGUGAUGGGUUAAUUGUUUUUAAUCUAAAAAUCACAGGUUCCAGCCUUUCAAAUAUUUGGUCCUUUAUAAUAUUAGUUAAGCUGCAUAUCUUUGAGUUUUUGGACUCAUGGUCAGACCCUAAAAACGUUAACAAAUUUCAACAAACAUCUAGGCUUUGAGAAAUUAUGAUGGGAUUUCUUUUACCUACAAAAUGAUUCUUCAAGAAAUAAUUUAAUGCAGACCUAACAUGAUAUAAUACCAGACUUUCAAUGGAAACAAUUGUUUGUUCUUGCUCCGUUUGUGCUACAUAAUGUUGCCUAUACAGUCAAACAUUAUCAAAUAUUUGUAAUAAAUUUGUUAUAAACACCUCUUGACAACUGUAAUCUGGUCAUGAUGGAUGGAACUUCUGCCAUCUAGAGGAUGUCAAGAGAAAGAACAAUUUCUUCUCACAUGGUAUGAACCAAUACUUUUUAAAAAUCAGCCUCGAUCAAGUAUACGUAUGGGAGUCACAACCAAUAAUCCAUCCAUAAACUAAAGCAUAAGUCUGACACUAAAGCUAAUAUAAAGCACACACAAUCACCUGCCAUUAUCUUUGUUACAACAUCCACAUGUUUUCUUGUCAAGCUCUACGUCCCAAUGCUGUUUUGCUUUUUAUUUGACAGCUUGUUUGUAGUUAAAUUCACUACUUUAUGCUGCCUUUAUAUAUUAUUAUCAUAUAGGGACAUGAAUGCUGCUGAUAUGCCCUAUACCCAGGUCUGUGUGGACUUUACUCAUUGAAUUGUUUAAAAACUAUUUUGAUCUUGAUAAACAGUAACCAUUUCUAGUUAGCAUGGAUCGGGACUAAGCCUUUACUGAUAUAUUGUUAACUUGGCUUUGAUGUAUCUCCAGAAACAGAAAAUGAAAAUAUCAAGGUUUGAAAUCAGCAAUGUUUUACAAUCUGAUAUAUCAAUAAAAAAAAAGUGCUAUCCAUGCAAACCAAUAUGAAUAUUUCUGUAUGACCUGUUGUCUGUUGACGUCUGUACAUCACUCCAGUGACACUAAAGAAAGAUGGAUUUGUCAGAGUGGAAAGUUGAUGGGUUUAAGAUGCAUAUUUAAACUCAAUGAUGCUCACUAUAAAAGCUUUUUGAUGACGCCUGCCUUUAUUCAGUUGAAUUACUUUCGCAUGACUGUCGCUUGCAUGCCCUGCCAUUAUGGACAGUGCACAGCA